Molecule: messenger RNA, 825 nt
Organism: Penicillium daleae
Lineage: Eukaryota; Fungi; Ascomycota; Eurotiomycetes; Eurotiales; Aspergillaceae
Product: glycoside hydrolase family 128 protein
Exons: 1
Coding region: 1-825 (274 amino acids)
Biological process (GO): fungal-type cell wall polysaccharide metabolic process
Cellular component (GO): fungal-type cell wall
Source: RefSeq, a predicted model, not a curated record
AUGGUCUCCUUCACCCAGCUGUUCACCACUGGCCUCCUCGCCACCUCGGCCCUCGCCAUCCCAGUUGCUAAGCCCAUCACCGUCGAGGUAGAGAAGCGCAACAGCACCACCAAUACUUCCAAGCGUGGUGCCGCCUACAAUGAUAUCGCCCUCGUCUCCCCGCUAGCCUCCACCGGCACCAUCUCCUGGGCCUACACCUGGGCCUCAUCGAUGUUCGGCAGCCUGCCCUCUAACGUCGACUAUGUCCCCAUGCUCUGGGGUGCCAGGGACUUCGGUGGCUGGGUUACCGCCGUUGAGACUGCCCUGUCCUCCGGCAGCAACUACAUCCUGGGUUUCAAUGAGCCCGAUAUGACCUCCCAGGCUGACAUGUCCGCAUCUGAGGCCGCCGGCUACUACCAGACCUACAUCACUCCCUACUCCGGCAGGGCUAAGCUGAUUUCACCCGCCGUCACCUCGUCCACCACUUCGGGUAUGGGUCUGUCUUGGUUCCAGGAGUUCAUGAGCGACUGCUCGUCGUGCGGCAUCAGCGGUCUGGCCGUUCACUGGUACGGCGACACCGCCGACGAGUUCCAGUCUUUCGUCUCGCAGGCCGUCAGCACUGCUGCUAGCUACGGUCUGUCCGAGGUCUGGGUUACCGAGUUUGCGCUCAGCCAGGAUGCGGGCGGUGUCAUCGAUGCUGCUACCACCUCUUCUUUCCUCCAGACGGUUCUGCCCUGGCUCGACGCCCAGACUAACGUCACCCGCUACUCGUACUUCUAUUGCGCUGAUAACUACCUCCUCACCGACACCACCCUGAACCAGGCUGGUCAGACUUACACUUCCUAA